Mugil cephalus (flathead mullet) is the source of this 3961-nucleotide messenger RNA. It is a transcript of the gene st6galnac, whose product is annotated as ST6 (alpha-N-acetyl-neuraminyl-2,3-beta-galactosyl-1,3)-N-acetylgalactosaminide alpha-2,6-sialyltransferase. The transcript has 10 exons. Lineage: Eukaryota; Metazoa; Chordata; Actinopteri; Mugiliformes; Mugilidae. The coding region runs from base 553 to 1989 and encodes 478 amino acids. Gene Ontology annotation, molecular function: sialyltransferase activity. The record is from RefSeq and is a predicted model, not a curated record.
CAGUAGCUGGAAGGAGGAGGAGGAGGAGGAGGACGUAGAGGGUCUGUGGACGGUGAGAGCAGCUCUGUUUGCUUUCAUUUCAACUCUUUGUCUGCGCUUCAGAUCUGUGCUGCUGCUGUUAGAUGAGGCCUGAGAGUAGAAGUGUUUCCCCUUCAGGCUUCAGGCUGAGAGACUAAAGAGACUGACUCAUGGUUUGUCACAGCGUCUGAUGCAUGUGUUUGCUCAUCGUGUUCCUGCUCUGAUUCUCCGUCAGGCGCCUCCAAAAAGAGUUUCAGAGCAGGAAGCUGCCGAGGACUUUAUCAGCGGAUCAAAGCGGCGCAUUCUUUCCAUUCCCCCGUUCAGCCGGAGCCAGGAGGAACCUUCUCCCCGCCGCCUGGGAACCCGAGUGUCACCGUUAUUCGCCCUGUUCCGGGUUCUGAGGGAAACUUCUGCUGAGUUCAUCACAGGGAGAUGUGCUGAGAAGAACCCGGGUCCUGUUUGUUAAAUCCGCCUCAUGUCCCCGUGGGCGGGGCUGAGGGUUGUGCGAGCGCUCGCGGCCCCCGGGCUCUGCCGAUGAUGACGGCGAUGGCUCUGUCCCGGCGGCUGCAGGUCGGCGCUCUGGCCGUCGCCCUGGUCCUCGGCGCCUACGUCCUGUGUCUGAGCGCCGAGUGGCGCCCGUCCUGCUUCGACCAGCCGCUCGGCUGCUUCCACGGCCUCGUGCCCAGCAUCAGCAGCCCUCCUCCCAGAAAGGUCACCUCACGCCAGCGGGACCAGCCUCCCCCGACCUCCCCCCCGACCUCCCCCCCUCCCCCGGAAAGACUCCCACAGCCCCAAUUUUUAAAAACUCAGGCCACCUCCACCGUGAAGCCUCCACAUCUGCCUCUGAACGGGUCCAGCUCCGAUGCUGACGCUGCUGCUGCAGGUGAAGCUCCGCCCCCCACCACGGCGGCCACGCCCACAGAGCCCCCCUUCAUCGGAGACGCGUACAUGAGCGAAGACGUCGCUCCACAAACGACCUGCCCCGCCGGCGUCCGGGGUCGGCUCAGAGCCAGCGAGUUCGGGGGGCGGGUCCUGGAGCGAGUCCCCGUCCUGCAGGCGGCCAAACACGCCACGCCCGAGCAGUACCAGCGUCUCAGCAGAUACCCAGGGACCCACGGCUGGGGGGGCGUCGACUACAAGAGCGCCCGAGUCGAGGGAUUAACCACUGAACUAACCCGGGUGUCUCCUCUGUGGACAGCGCUCCUGGACACUCUGUCCGUCCUCAACUCUUCCGCCAACUGGCAGAUGUUGGACGACUGGACGCGUCGCGGCAACGGGUCCGAGUGCAGCCGCUGCGCCGUGGUGGGGAACGGAGGGAUCCUGAAGGACUCCGGGAAAGGGCCGGAGAUCGACGGCCACCACUACGUCUUCAGGACGAACGGUGCGAUCCUGAAGGGCUUCGAGCAGGACGUGGGCGCCCGCACGACUCACUACACCUUCUCCACCAACACCCUGAUGAACUCCCUGAGGAGCUACGCCGGCGCCGGGUACCGAGGCCCCCCCGUGUCCGAGGAAACCAGAUACGUCUUCCUGCCGGACCACGACCGGGAUUAUCUGCUGAUGAAGGCGGCGGCGACGCGCACCGCGGUGGAGAGGGGGCCGGAGCGCUACAAGGACCCGCUGAAAUACUUCGGAGAGGACGUGUCAGCAGAGAAGCUGAAGAUGUACCACCCGGAUUUCAUCCGUUACCUCAGGAACAGAUUCCUUCGUUCACACGCUCUGAACACCAAAUACAAGGACAUCUACCGUCCGUCCACGGGGGCCGUGAUGCUGCUGGCCGCUCUGCACACCUGCGACCAGGUGAGCGCGUACGGCUUCAUGACCCCGGACUAUAAGAACUACUCGGACCACUACUACGACAGCAGCUACCGGCCCGUCGGCUUCUUCAUCAACCACGACCUGCGCAUGGAGAUGAACCUGUGGCAGCAGCUGAACCAGGCGGGUCUCAUCCGGCUCUACACCCGACACUGAACCACGGGGGGGGGGGGUCUACACCCGACACCUGAUACUGAGCCUCACGGAGGAGGGAGGGGGGGGGGUCCACAUCACCGGAGCCCCGGUCAGAGUCAGGAGACGGUUUCUGUUCAGGAAGGACACGAUGAUUCCUGGACGCUGCUCCCGUUGUUCCACAUGGACGAUUUCUUUUUUUUCCUUCUUUUAUUUAUGAAACUAUUGAGUCUAAAUAUUUAGACGUCUGAAAUCCUGGGUGGAGGGUUCCUAUUUAAUGUCACGUUAACACGUUCAUGAGCUCGAAGCAUCGUCGCCGGCAGCCGCUGCUAAAAGGAGAAACCGACACCGCGCCAUCUUUGAGUUAAUAUCCGACAACAAACCAGCAUCUCGUCCUGCAUCCAAACCUUCACGUCCUUAAAGUAAAACCAGAUCAGGUUUGUGGUUGUUGUGCAGGUUUCCAGAGUUUUCUGACACGUCUCAGAGGAAUUAGAGUAAAAACGACGCCAUAAAAAAAAAAGGAGAAACUCCGGAAGCUUUAACCAGGAAGAGGAGGAGGAGGAUUUUACCAGCUUUAAAGCGUCUUGUUGUAAAAGAGAAACUGUAGAAGCUUCAUGUAGCCGUGUGUGUGUCUUUAAUCCUCACUCGUGCCUUAGUCCUGCUGUUAGUGGUGGAUUCAGAGACGGGACGUGAGGCCACUGUAACGGAUCUUAAUGUUUCCUGCCAAAGCGAAGCUGUUUGCUGGAUGUGAGCGGAUAAAGGAGAGGACGUUUGCUUUUAACCGGCCCUGAGCAGAGCUCUGCUGGCAGCGGCCUCCUCUCACCUUUAACACCAAAUAACCAAACGCUGACAUGCAGACACUUCCAUUAAGGGACUUAACUUAUUUGUUCGUGUUGUGUUUGAGUGCAGCGUGGCGACCUGAACGCUGUGACACCUCUGCUGGACUCUCAGUGCCUUUUUAAUGUGAACCACUUGUUUCAGUGAUUGAUUGGGGUUUGGAUUUAAAACGGAUGCAACUUUUACUGUAGGUCCGACACAGACGGACGAUUAAAGAAACCAAAUAAACACGUCACACAUCAGGGAACAUGUGCAUUUAAAACCAGCUUUUAUGUUUAAUAUUUAACCGGAAUCACUGACGCGUCUGUUUUCAAACUGUAGCAGAGGAAGAGACGCUGUUUGGUACGAUGGCUUUGUUUUCGUUUUUUAUUUUUUAGAAGGAAGCUGUGAUUUAAUCUCGGUUUGGCUGAGAUAUGUUUUGUUUUGCUCACACUUUAUUUUUACAGGUUCGUGUUUGUGUCAUUUCUGUGAAUCCAGGAUUCAGAGGAUCAUGACAAAUCUGACAGGUUGUGAUGUUUUAUAGUGAAUCUUUAUAUUUAUACUGAGUCCUAAAAAAAAUUAUCUCAUAAAUCACAUCAUUUUUCAGGGGUUUUAUGGUUUUUGUUUAAACGUUGGGGUUAAAUAAAACACAGAAUCAGAAUCUAUGGCUGGUUUAAGGUUUAAGGCAUCGAGCUAAAACAUUCCUCCAGCUCUUUAGGGCCUUUCUGUCCCGGCUUCUUAAACACAGAUGAACCACGAGGCCUCUCUGGUUCCUUCUCCAUCUUUAUGUCUCAGAGCUGCCGUGGUCGAGGUGGGGGCCGCUGUGGUUGGGGUGGGGCCGCCGUGGUUGGGGUGGAGGCUGCUGUGGUCGGGGUGGAGGCUGCAGCAGGGAGUUAGAGUCGUGAGUCAGGCUUUACCAGACGUCACAGCUCCACACUGCAGCCUCCGGCCGGACGGGUUCGUGUCUCUCUGCUGCCCCUCAGUGGACAGAACGGCUCAGGCCAGGUUAGGAAGGGGUCAUAAUGUUAUGCCUGAUUAUGGUGUUUAGUCUCCAUGGGGACGUCUUCCCUUCAUUAGGAAAUCGUUGUGGUCCAACUUCUUCUUCUGAGAAUCUGUCCCACAAACAUUUCAGGAAUUUAAUUUUUUUUUUGCAAUUAAACAUUAAGAAAGAGUCGUUAAA